Molecule: messenger RNA, 2883 nt
Organism: Symbiodinium natans
Lineage: Eukaryota; Dinophyceae; Suessiales; Symbiodiniaceae
Source: the annotation of a GenBank genome assembly
AUGUCAUUCGCCAUCACCACAGCAGUGCGCCAGCGCCUUGAACGGCUGCUCAAUGCCUCCGAGGAGCUGCAACUCGUCGCCGCAGCGCAGCUCCUGAGCGCCCUGGGAGAAGGUCGUCCCCAUGUGCUGCCCGUUUGGCUGGGCCUUGGGAAGCCGCGUACACAUUCGCACCACAUCAUCUUUGUCUUCACCCGACCGCGCCUCUUCGGCUUGCUCCGGCCCCUGCGGGGCUGCUUUGAGCGCCUCUUCUGCGUCGUUCCGCUGGUCGCCAACGUGCGCGUGGAGGUGCAGGGCAAGAAGUGCGUCUUGUCCUGGAGAAAUCUGCGGCUUCGUCAGGCCGGCGCUGCACCCAGCGCUGGGGACCUCCACGUGGAGGUGCUGGACAACAGCGUCUUGCUUCAGGUUCUGAAGGAGGAGCACAUGAACGCUUGCGUCCAAGGCUUCGUGUUCCACGAGGAGCAGCACGGAAAUCACCGGGAGGUCUGGGCCUACCAGGAUUACCUUCCCAUGGAGCUGGCAAAGCUCACCCCCGCGCAGGUGGAGGUGUGCCUCCCGCAGCAGCAGCGGCGGACGCGAAAGGAGCUCCAGAGUCAGCUGAGUCUAGCCGACGACCGGCGACUGCGGCUGCUCUGCCUCACCUGGAACGUCGGCGCGGGCCAACCACGGCCCAAUGAAUCGCUGGAGGCCGUCCUUGAUGAGGAGCCGUCACCAGACAUCUGCUGUAUCGGCUUCCAAGAGACGUGCCAGCUUUCGGCUCGGAGGCUUCUCGUCGACGGCUCCGAGUGGAGUGCCUGGAGAGACUGGGCCGUUCAAGGAGUGAGGGAGGCCUAUGAGGAGGAGCUGGUGCUCCUGGAGACGGGACACCUCGUGGGACUGUUGAUCUUGGUCUUUGUCCGCAGCAGCUUCCUGGAGCAGGUUUCCGACGUCCGCACUGCGGCACUGGGUGUUGGUGUGGGAGGGUAUGGCGGCAACAAGGGGGCCGUGGCGGUUCGCUUCGAACUGGGACGGUCAUCCUUUUGCUUCGUGAAUGCCCACCUGGCGGCUGGGCAGGAGAACUACAUCGCCCGCUGCCAACAUUAUGGCACCAUCAUGAAGAAGCUGGCCUUCACGGAGGAGGAGGAUGAGAACAUGGUACGCAGCUACUCUGAGGGUGCUUCUCAGGAUGAGCGGGCUGUUCGGAAAGCCGCCGCGGUCUUCCGUGCGAAGAUACGGGGCCGCUCCGCGAAGGACCCGCUGGCUGAGGAUUUGACCAGGUCGACUACCAGCUUCGAGUCUGGCCCGGGCAGCCCGUCCGCGCGGUUGGCGCAGCCGGCCGGGCUGCGGAUCCUGGAUCACGAUCACGUCGUGUGGGUUGGCGACACGAACUCGAGGCUCCAUUGGCCCGGGAAGUUGGGUGGCAUGCCGCUGCUGCAGGCUCGAGAGAACAUCCUCGGCAAGCGCUAUGGCGAGCUCUUGGCGCUAGAUCAGCUGAACCUCAUGCGUCGGGACGGCAUGGCCUUCCACGACUUCGAGGAGCAUCGGAUUUGCUUCCUCCCGUCCUACAAGUGGCACCCAGACCGGGACGCCUACGACAUGCGGACGCAGAAGCAUGUGCCCGCAUGGACGGACCGCAUCCUGUAUCGGUCGAAGAUGAGUCCGGGUCUCUCGGUGAGCCAGUACAACAUGCAUGCCGGGCUCAAGCAGUCGGACCACCGACUGGUCUUCGCUUGCCUCCGGGCGCCCUGCGACGAGCGGCUAACAGGCCAGCGGCGGGAGCGGCCGACGGCCUUUGGCCAGGCCUCCACUCUGGAGCUGCAACCGCCCUCCGUGCUUUUCAAGGAAGCCAAGCCGGACAUCCUUCAGCAUUGCACGAUGCGCAUGUCCUUCCUGUGUGCUGGAGGUCACAGCCGGCAGCGCUUCGAGGUGGUGCUUAAGACUGGCCUGGACGAGUACUGGCCGCUGAUGGGGGGUGCCGGCCCGGCUACCGAGCCCUGGGAUGAUGAUGAGGAGGAGGUGCCGCCGCUGGCGCACUGGCUGCGGGUCUGCCCCGCCAAGGGCGUGCUGCGCUCGUCGCGGCCUACGGAGUUGAGCCUCUCGUUAUGCGUCACCGGGCCGGUGCUGGAGAGGAACGAUCAAGAGGUGACUUUGGUCGUCCGUGUCGGAGAUGGGGACAUGGGAAACUUUCUCGAGCAAAGCCUUGUCGUCCGCGCCCAACUGGAGCCCUCGGUGAUGCGGGCCCCGCUGGAUGCCCUGGCAAAGCUCGGGCGCCGAGCACUACUGGGAGAGGUCCCAGCCUCACCAUCGUCGCAGCCAGACUCCCGUCCGCUGCUUCCGCCCAAAGAGGUGAUGUCCGUAAUGCAGUGGGUCUUGAUCCAGAGUCGCGACAUGAAGCCCGGGACUUUGGAGUGGUGGACAGACCCUCUGUCGGACAACCACGCCAGGAUGGAGAGUGAGCUUCGUGAGCUCCAGCGCUAUGUGGAGCAUGGUUGGUGCUUCCCGCGUGACAACUUCCAACUGCCCUGCCGCAGCGCAGCGCCCUUCAUCCUCCGAUGGCUGGGAGUGCUUCCCGAGCCAAUUGUGCCGCCACACGUCAUAAAGGCCUUGGAGGCCGAGUUAGCCGACGGCCGCUCCAAGCGCGGGCGGCUGCUGCGGGACCUGGAUGAGUUGCCCAGGGCAGUGCUGCUGACCGUCCUGUGCUUCUUCGGGCAGGUCAGCACCCGACACGGCAGCUUCUUUGGCGACUUCCCAGCCCGCCUCGCCUGCGCACUGACGCAGCAGGCGCCAGCUCCAGAUGCUGCCACAUGGCUUGUCCAUGUACUGACAGAGGAGGUGAAGGCGGAACGGCGCUUUCCUCCAUUGCAGACCAUCAGCGCCUACAGCGCCUGCAACGCCCUUGCGAGCUGA